CUCUGACCUCAUCUACGACUUUCCCGGUCUCUGGCGCAUGCAAACAAUCAUUUGCGGUUUGCAUGCAGCGGCGCCCAGCAACACUGCAAAGCUUCGGCGCUGUGGCGACACGAGAGACCAGCAGAAGAAGGAGCUCUCUGGCAAGUCUGUGGGAGCGUCUCGGCUUUCUCAUGCCGCUCACGCUCGUCCUGUCUCUUCUCCACUUGCCUCUCUUUCUCUUCUUCUUGUCGUUUCAGACCGUGCACUGCGUCAAAGACCACAGUCUCUUUUUCUCCCAAAGUCUCCUGAGGCAGACUCCCUUCCGUUUUUAUCUCCUUGACUCCAAGGCGUUUCACUCGGAUUCAAAGGAACCGACUAAGAGGACCCCCACCGACGCCUUCCUCCUCUUUCUCAGUUCCUCCGCGACAACUUUUUCCUCGACAAUUUGUUCAAGAAUAGCUCGCCAGACUAAGAGCCGCAAGACGCAUCACUUUCUUGCUCGAGCAUCGGACUUCCAGGACGCCAAAUUGCUCUUGCCCCCCCCCUCCCCUCCCUCCGAAACGCAGAACUAAAGUUGUCUCUUGACCCCCCAAGGACGCCCCUCAGCGAGACGAAGGAAGUGACAAGUCAGCGGGGAGGAGAUACGCCGCGACGAAGGGCGCCCACGGUGCAGAAGGCGAAGGAGACAGGAGACAAAAGAGCAGCUGCGGAGGCCAUGCAGCGCGGAACACAGCAGAGCAGCUGCUGCCGCAUGUUCAUCGGAC
Molecule: messenger RNA, 743 nt
Organism: Toxoplasma gondii ME49
Lineage: Eukaryota; Apicomplexa; Conoidasida; Eucoccidiorida; Sarcocystidae
Exons: 2
Coding region: 63-551 (162 amino acids)
Source: RefSeq, a predicted model, not a curated record